CGGUUCUACUCCAGUCCGUGAGUCAGUCGUGGGGGUGGGGGAGGGGGGGCGCUCUGGGCUGGUGCGCUGCCGAGGACUGGUGUAAGAGACGGGUCAGUGUGGGGCCUUCGGCCUGUGCGGCCAACUAACCCGGUUGACGGUUUGAGGAGACCGCAGGGAUCGCCUUUCGCCGCCACGUCCAUCUCUGCACCUCGGGAGCGACUAGCAUCAAUCGGGAGAGCCUCCUUCAUCCUCCUCCUCUCCCUCUUUUCCUUCCUCCGGGCUGGGGCUUUUCGGUCGGUGCCUCUCCUCGCGCGAGGUCCAGCCAUGUCCGGGCUGCUGGGGAAGUUGUUCGGGAUCGGCCCGGAGAAAGGCGGCGGGAAGGGCCCUUCCCCUCAGGAGGCCAUCCAGAGGCUUAAAGAGACCGAGGACAUGCUGAGUAAGAAGCAGGAGUUCCUGGAAGAGAAGAUCGAACAGGAGCUCUUGGCGGCCCGCAAACACGGCACCAAGAACAAGCGCGCUGCACUCCAAGCUCUAAAACGAAAGAAGAGAUACGAAAAGCAACUUGCUCAAAUAGAUGGCACACUCUCCACAAUUGAAUUCCAGAGGGAAGCCUUGGAAAAUGCUAACACCAACACUGAAGUGCUCAAGAAUAUGGGGUUUGCCGCAAAAGCAAUGAAAGCUGCUCAUGAUAAUAUGGAUAUUGACAAAGUAGAUGAACUCAUGCAAGAUAUUGCAGAACAGCAAGAGUUAGCUGAUGAAAUUUCAACUGCUAUCUCCAAGCCUGUAGGAAUUGGUGAAGAAUUUGAUGACGAUGAGCUGAUGGCUGAAUUAGAAGAACUGGAGCAGGAAGAACUGGAUAAAAAUCUGUUGGAAAUCAGUGGUCCAGAGAAUGUCCCACUACCCAAUGUGCCCUCUAUAGCUAUACCUUCAAAGCCUGCUAAGAAAAAAGAAGAGGAAGAGGAUGAUGACAUGAAAGAGCUUGAAGCCUGGGCUGAAAACAUGUAACUGUACCAGCAGUGAGCUGGAUAAAUAAUUGGGACUGGUCACCUAUUGCUAAAGGUGCACAUAUACUUGGGAGACUUCAUUAAGCGCAAAGUCUUUUAUUUGUUUAAGCCCCAAACUAGGAAUUACAUUCUACAGAGCAUGAUUUGAACAAAGUAAGCAAAAGUUUCCAAGGAGGGCACCUGUAUUAUAGAAUGUUAAAUUACUUUAAAUAAUAAAUGUUAUUGGCCAAAACCUAUAAUAUUCAGCUUCUGGACAGCUAAUGCUAUUGCUGGAUCCUCACUUUCAGAAUUCUGACUAUGUUGAGACUUGGGAUGUGAAAGUGGUAACUAAGUUGAAUGAAAUUUUUAGUAGUCUUGUAAAGCAUUACAAAAUGAAAACUCGUAAGCCAUUAUUGGCUUACUGUGUUUAGAUGUACAAUUGCAUUAGGCUUUAGUACUUUAAAGUCUGUAUAUUAUAUACAGUGCAUACUGUGUAUAAUAUAUACUUAUAUAAUGUAUAUUUAUAUUGGCAACAUUGAAAUGCCUCUCAUCAUGACUUGGUCACUUUCCCCAUUUUAAUUGGUGAAGUGGGUUUGAAAUGAUAAAUUAUUUUGUUAUGGAAAUAAAUUAAAUUUACACUUCUGUUCUCGCUGUACAUUUUUCUAUAUAGCAUUUGGAUGUUUGCUAUUUGUGACAACCGAUAGCCCAUGCAGAAACAAACAUACAUUUAUUUUAAAUAUGAAUGCACUGUAUUAAACUAAUUUUCAUACUGUCUGAAUGAUGUGUUCAUUUGUGUAUAACAAAAGUUUAGAAAACAUUGGAUUUUCUUCCAGUUUAUUUCUUAGUUUUUCCUUCUCAUUCUCUCAAAAUCUGCCUUUGAGAUAGAAAUAUUGUACAGAUAUUCCAAAUAUCUCCCCACAAACUUUUUUCCUUUUGUUUUUUUUAUUUUUCAGAGGAAAUAAUCUAGAAACAAAUAUAUUUCAGAAUUAAGCAGUAUUGCUGGAAAAGUUUUGAAAUUCACCUAUUCUGGAUGGUUUACUGUGUUGAUUAUCUAACUUUUUUUCCAUGUGAGGUUUCGUAAUAAGGUCUAAGAGAAACUUGGUGUCAGAUCACAAACAAUUCCUUCAUAAUAAUAUAAUGAAAAAUUAAUUUUCAUUUUGCAUAUGCAUAUAUUUUACAGUUAUGUCAUUUUUUAUAUGAAACUGAGUGAAUGUUCACACACAUUUCAUAAAUGCAUUUAGUCUUUACCAAAGUGCUAUCAAAUCCCAAAGCGUCAUGCUUGAUCCUAAUGCUGGCGAAUUGUGCCAGUUUCUUUGUUCUCGACUACACCAGAACCUUAAUUGGAAACCUUUACUAAGCUAUAAAGCUAUAAUUGAACUGAUACUAUUCUCAUAGGUGGAAACAAAGGCAACAUUCCUUUGUUUUUAUUGGGAACAGCAUACAGUUUUUAAAAACCCUAAAACAGAUAAUUGCAUUCUUGGUAUCGCUAAGGAAGUAUUUGCAUACCAUCCAUGUCACAAUUGCAUUUGAGUAUGGUUCCCCAUAUUCAUCUCUAUGGUUUCUUUUAAUAAUUCUUCAGUGUUCUCAGGAUUGUGACCCCAUUUUCUCGAGAAAGAAGAUUAUGUACUAUUAUAUUGAAGUACUGCUUUCCUCCAUAUAUUUGCACCCCAUGGUGAAGGCGAAAUAGAAGUUACUGUGAUACUCUUGGGUUUCAAAGUAACUGCAAUUUUAUAUAGUUGUCUUGAAUAGAGACAUAAUGGCCUUGAGGGUAGCCGUAAUACAGUGCUGAUUUACCCAUUCUCAACAGCUGAUUCUUUGGUUCAUUUUCUCUAAUGUAGUUAUUGUAAUUCACUUUGUCAUUUAAGAUUAUCACCUCAUUGCUGACCCUAAAUGAACAGUCCUAACAGAGCUUGUGUGAGAUUUUUUUUAAUGAUCUUCAAAUCUAUAUGAAUUCUAAUUUAUAAAAUGGUUUAUACAUCUUGCUUCUAUGGAAUAAAGCAGAGAAUGACACACAGAUCUAGCUUUUACAGCUCUUCCUGCCACCAUGUUUUUUCCCCCUUCUGAUAAAGAUUCAGAUGGAUUUUUUUAAAUUAGAAAAGU
Messenger RNA from Thamnophis elegans (Western terrestrial garter snake), 3065 nucleotides. It is a transcript of the gene CHMP4B, whose product is annotated as charged multivesicular body protein 4B. The coding region runs from base 307 to 987 and encodes 226 amino acids. Gene Ontology annotation, cellular component: ESCRT III complex; cytoplasmic side of plasma membrane; multivesicular body. The record is from RefSeq and is a predicted model, not a curated record. Lineage: Eukaryota; Metazoa; Chordata; Lepidosauria; Squamata; Natricidae. The transcript has 5 exons. Gene Ontology annotation, biological process: vesicle budding from membrane; late endosome to vacuole transport via multivesicular body sorting pathway.